Messenger RNA from Alosa sapidissima (American shad), 4569 nucleotides. RefSeq names its product protein phosphatase 1 regulatory subunit 12A. The record is from RefSeq and is a predicted model, not a curated record. The coding region runs from base 130 to 2904 and encodes 924 amino acids. Gene Ontology annotation, biological process: signal transduction. Gene Ontology annotation, molecular function: phosphatase regulator activity; protein kinase binding; enzyme inhibitor activity. Lineage: Eukaryota; Metazoa; Chordata; Actinopteri; Clupeiformes; Clupeidae. The transcript has 25 exons. Gene Ontology annotation, cellular component: cytoplasm; Z disc; A band.
CCCGGGUGCGUGUCAGAGCAGUGUCGUGCCCGUCCGCCAGGCGGCGUGGUCUGUCCCGGAGGCCCAGCUCAAACCUCUGUCUCUCCCCCCGCAUCAGGAGCUGAAUCUGCCCGGGAGAGACCGAGGAAGAUGGCGGCCACUGACCGUUCUCGGUCCGAAGCAGCGAAACAGCGGCGGCAGGACCAGCUGCAGAGAUGGCUAGGCUCCGAGACGGACCUCACGGACCCCGAAACGCGUGGGUCUUCCGCGGGCAGCAGGUCACGGCCCGGUGCCAAGGUGCGGUUCAACCAGGGGGCCGUGUUUAUGGCCGCCUGCUCGGCCGGGGACCGGGAGGAGGUGGCGGCUUUGCUCAGACAAGGAGCCGACAUCAACCACGCAAACAUAGACGGAUUGACGGCUCUCCACCAGGCCUGUAUAGAUGAGAAUGCAGAGAUGGUGCAGUUCCUGGUGGAGAGUGGAAGUGAUGUCAACCGCGGGGACAACGAGGGAUGGACACCCCUACACGCCACAGCCUCCUGUGGUUUCAUUCAGAUCGCCAAGUACUUAAUUGAACAUGGUGCACAUGUGGGGACAGUUAACAGUGAGGGAGAACUUCCUCUGGACGUUUCCACAGAAGAUGCCAUGAGCAGACUGCUGAAGGCUGAGAUUAAAAAGCAAGGUGUGGACGUAGAGCGAGCGCGGGGUGAGGAGGAGCGGGUGAUGCUGCAGGACGCCAUGGCGAUGCUCGCAGGCUCCGGUCACCUUGCCCCCCACCCCAACACCCAGGCCACCGCCCUACAUGUGGCCGGCACCAAGGGCUACAGCCAGGUGCUCAAGGUGCUGCUGCAGUGUGGGAUGGAUGUGGACGCCAGAGACAUAGACGGCUGGACUCCCCUCCACGCCGCCGCCCACUGGGGUCAGGAAGAGGCCUGUACGCUACUGUCCGAACACCUGUGUGACAUGAACGCUGUCAACAACGUGGGCCAAACUCCACUGGAUGUGGCAGAUGAGAACCUGGUGGACUGCCUUGAGGAACUGCAGAAGAAGCAGAAUAUUCUUCGCUCUGAACAGAAGAAGAUCUCUCAGCCUCCGGUCAUAGAGACUAGCCCCCCCAUCUCCAUGGCACCCCUGCGGCCGCGCAGGACGUCCAUCUCUCGUAUGAGCAGCAAAGAGAAGAUCAGCCUCCACGAGCGUGAGCGCGAACGGCACACACCUCCGGCCCUGCAGACGCCGCCCGCCGAGGAGGAGGAGGAGGAGCCUCACCCGGAGACACGCCCCUCACAGCCCGCCUCCAGCAAAGCCUCCAGCAGCUCCAGCUCUGAGGAGGAGAGCGAAUCAGAGAGCGACGUGGAGUCAGAAAAAGCAAAAACACGAGAGAUCAUCAACAACCUGAACAACAAGCGCAACAGUUCUGUUCCCAUAGCUACCUCCACGGCAACCGGCACCAGCGGCAACCAGGUGAAGAAGUCGGAGCCUGUUACGAAGUCUUCGGGCGCUGAUGCCCCGGUCUCUUCGCGGACGUCCCUGCGGAAGGCGGGCAGUUCUGGGGCGCUGGGCUCUGACCCAUCCGAGCCCUCCGAGGGAAGGGGCACCGCGGCCCUCCGGGGCACCCAGAGUGUUCUAGGGGGCAUGACCCGCUCCGCCUCCAGCCCACGCCUCAGCUCAGAGGCAGACAACAAGGAGCCCAGAUUGGCCCGGGUGCCCCCAACCCCGACCCGACGCCUCUUCAACAUCUCUGACAACAACCAAGACAACUCCAGCAGCUGGUUGCUUCGUAGCUCUUCAUACACACGCCGCCUGAACAGCCAGUCUGCCGCUGACGUGACCAGCUCCAACCCAUACUUACCUCGCAGUUCUUCUUAUGGGCGGAGACUUGAUGAGGCACCAGUAACCACGGGAACAUCUUCGACUGGACUCAGUCGUCUCAACAGUCUAGUGGCCCAGAGACAAGCUCAGGAACAGGCGGAAAAGAAGGACCCUGUUUCCGUGACGACCUCAAACUCUGCCACCACCACGACAACGACGACUGGGGAGCCAGAGAAUAAGCAGAGGCGCAAGUCGUAUUUGACUCCAGUUCGUGAUGAGGAAGCUGAGGCGCAGAGAAAAGCUCGUUCCCGGCACGCACGCCAGUCUCGCCGGUCAACUCAGGGUGUGACACUCACAGAUCUUCAGGAGGCGGAGAAGAUCAUAAAGCCAUCUGAGAACAGAGGGAAGGAGAGGAAGAGAGAAGAGGAGGAGAAGGAAGAGAGGAAAAGAGUGGAGGAGGAGAAGGAAGGGAAGCAGAAGAAGGUAGAAGAAGGGGAGGUGACCUGGAGGUCUCGUAUAGCUAACCUGCAGAAGUCUGACCUUCUGGGCCUCACCAAUCCACCUGGAGCCCUGCGUCCCGACAGAAGAGCUGACCCCGAGGCUCUUUUGGCUGAUCUGGAUGAACAGAGGCUCAGAGAGAGGAGGCAAGCAAGAGCCCAGAGAAGAGCACGAGCAGCAGGAGAGAGUUACGACAACGAGCUGAGUGGAGAGGAAGGAAACGGGCAGGACCCGCAGACGGACAGGCAAACAGGCAGCAGGUCUGACCAGUCUUUCAAUGACUGUAUCAUAGGAAGGGGAUCUGAAACAAAGGACUACAAGAAGUUGUUUGAGGAGAUGUCCAGAGAGAACGGAACACUUCAGUCACAACUGCAGGAUACACAGAGGACAGUCACCCAGACCAGGAUGGACCUGGACAAAGCAACACAGCAGAGACAGGAGAGGUUCACUGACUGUUCAGCCCUCCUGGAGAUGGAGAAGAAGGAGCGGAGAAUGUUGGAACGCCGUGUGGCAGAGUUGGAGGAGGAGCUGAAGGUGUUGGGGGAUUUAAGAGCAGAUAACCAGCGGCUGAAGGAUGAGAAUGGAGCUCUCAUCAGGGUCAUCAGCAAACUCUCCAAAUAGAUGGAAAAAGCAACCAAGAGGAAGAAUGACAGAAAAGGGCACGAGACACUCACUCACUCACUCUCUCUCUCUCUCUCUCUCUCUCUCUCUCUCUCUCUCUCUCUCUCUCUCUCUCUCUCCCACACACACACACACACACACACAAUAUCUCUCUCUCUCCCUUCCUCCUCACAUCCCUUCAAGUGCCAAAGAAAAAAAGAGAGAGAGAGAGAGAAAGAGGAAAGAAGAGAGAGAAGAAGGCCUUGUCUGUACCAGCAUAGUUCACAACUGAAUUAGAGACUGCUUCUAUGAUAUAUUUUUGUGUGUGUGUGUGUUUUGUGCGUGUGUGUGUGUGUGUGCUCACUGCCUACAAAUACCCGAGCGUACACACACACACACACUCACCAAGUACCUGCCAACUAUGGCAACCAAUUUUCUGUGACCAAUCAGAGAAGAGAGGCUGAAGGAGCUCAAAUAGAAAACCUCUCUUACACAGACACACACACACACACACACACACACACACACACAGGGAUUAGCACAGUUGCUGUCCUUGUUUGGUUUGACAAGUCACACACACACAUGCACAUUCUCUCUUUACCACGCGUUCCAUCCAUCAGGGUUAGUUGAACCCUGAGGAUCACCAGCACUCUUGGUGUGUUUUAACCACAUACACACACACACACACACACACACUUAGUAGAGGGUUUAACAUCAAUGUACAGUCCAUGUAGGGAUCAGUAUUGAUUUUAUGUAGCAGCCUCACACUAACUGAUGCCCUAACUAUGAACCCUUCUCCAAAUAGCCAGCUCCAGUUAAUGUCCCCUCCAGCACACACAUACCCACAGAGAGACUCAACAACACAAACACACACACACACACAUACACACACAUAUGCAUAUUCCCACACAUUAUAUUUAUUUAUAUCUGUGCACCUAGUCAAUCACCAGGGAUCAGGGAACCCCAUGGGACCACACAAACAGAAGGAGGAGUUCCCACUUCCCACUCGUACCACUUCCCACUCGUACCACUUCCUACGUCCCACUUAUUGCCUUUAACUGCCUUGCGUUCGCUGAGGAGCUAAUGAAGUCUUUAGCAGCUGCGUAUUGGUGUUUUAAAUACACACGGGCAAAACCAGUAAAUGGUAAAAAGCUGACUGAUGUUAUUGGAUUUGCACAUAGGUGUGGAACAGUACUCACAUACAGACACACACACACACACACACACAAAGACUGAAAGUCACCGCACCGUCCAUAGAGGGAACCCAAAAGGACAAGGCCUUGACCGAGUGCCUGUUAACCAAUCAAGAGCCUCCGUCCACAGUUGCCCCCUGCUAAGGGGAAACCAGAGUUUGAAGUGGAAAUGCCUAUUAAUAAUAUGCUAUGCAUUGUUUUGACUUCUUUUUAAAAUAAUUUUUAUUACUAUUGGAUAUCAAGGUAAAGAAUACUGUUUUCAUACAUGUGUGUCGUGUCCGGUUUUAUGUUGGUUGUAAGCUCCUUCCAACUGUUUUCCAGGGAAGAUGUAUUAUUAAUAUUAUUGUUAUUGAUAUUAUUAUUAUUAUUAUAUGUACAAAUAUGAUUCUAAUGAAGUGAAUGAAAACUUGUUAUCCUCCCUCUUUUACACAUGUGUUUCCUAAUAUAUGAUAUGGAUGUCUGCACUUAAUAAAAGCCAUUGUGUGUACGAUGA